GGCACGGCAACGUAUAGUGGUUGGUUGGAUGAAGUCGCGCGAAAGCAGUAAACCAGUAAACAAACGAAGGCCGUGCACCAAUUCCCUCCUCUAGUCAUCCAUCUCUUUCUCUCUCUCAAGUCUCAACUUCUUGUAAAGGUCGGAAGAUCCAAAUAUAAUAUCAAGAAAUUUGCUUUUGAAGAUGGGGAAGAAGCGGGUUAUAUUGCCGGCGCAGUAUGUUGACUUGGCUGAUGUGAAGUAUGAACCAGGAGAGAUCAAAGCUCCUCAUUUGACAGGGUUUGCAUUGAAGCUCUUCGUUUGGUUGGUGGAAGUCCCACUUAUUGGGUCUUUCAUCAUGUCUUACGUGAAGAAGCAGAACAAAAUGUUUGAGAUAUUGCGCAAAACAAAGAUACCAGAAGCGCCCAUGUUUAAACCUGAGUUCCCUCCUCAAGAGAUGGAAGCUGGUGUUGUUGUCAUUGAAGAAGAUAUUAGACCUACUGACCGUGUUGAUUUAGCAUUGAAGUGUCUUCCAUCUUAUGAUCCUGCCCGCUGCUGGACUGGUGACUCGGUUCCAUUUUUGUACUGGAAGAUUCGUGAUUACGCACAUGCUUAUCGGAGUAGACUUGUAACCCCUUCAAUGGUUGCAGAAAAUAUCAUCUCAGCUGUCGAGGAGUUGAAUAAUAAGAAGCCUCCAAUGGCAUUAUUUGUCACUUUUAGUGCUGAGGAAGUAAGGAAACAAGCUGCAGCUUCUACACGAAGGUUUGAGGAAGGAAACCCAUUGUCUAUUUUAGAUGGGAUUUUUAUGGCAAUAAAGGAUGAUAUAGACUGUUGCCCAUAUCCAACUAAGGGUGCAACAACAUGGCUUCAUGAGGUCCGCACGGUUGAGAAAGAUGCUGUUUCUGUUUCAAGAUUGCGAAGCUGUGGUGUGAUUUUUGUAGGAAAAGCAAAUAUGCAUGAAUUGGGUCUUGGGACAACUGGAAAUAAUCCAAAUUAUGGAACAACAAGGAACCCGCAUGAUGUUGAAAGGUAUACAGGUGGAUCUUCCUCAGGUCCAGCAGCAAUUGUAGCUUCUGGAUUAUGUUCAGCUGCACUGGGAACAGAUGGUGGAGGUUCAGUUCGGAUUCCUUCUUCACUCUGUGGUGUGGUGGGCCUGAAAUCAACAUACGGACGUACUGACAUGAAAGGGGCACUCUGUGAUAGUGGGACUGUUGAAAUUAUUGGACCAAUUGCAUCCACAGUUGAGGAUGUAAUGCUAGUGUAUGCAGCAAUUUCAGGGUCGUCUCCUGCUGAUAGAAUCAGUUUAAAGCCAUCUCCACCUUGUUUGCCAAAUUUAUCAUCGUAUGAUAGUUCAUUUUCUUUGGGAUCACUGCGACUGGGAAAGUAUACAGAGUGGUUUAAUGAUGUAUAUUCAACCAAUAUCUCCAAUAAGUGUUCAGAUGUUCUGAAUCUAUUGUCAACAACUCAUGGGUGUGAAAUAAUAGAUAUUGUAAUACCAGAGAUACAUGAAAUGCGAACUGCACAUGUUGUUUCCAUUGGUUCUGAAUCACUCUGUUCUUUGACUCCUGAUUGUGAAGAUGGAAAAGGCACCAAAUUGACUCAUGAUACUCGAACAAAUUUGGCACUCUUCCGUUCAUUCUCUGCAUCAGACUAUGUUGCUGCUCAAUGCCUGAGGCGAAGGAUGAUGUAUUAUCAUCUGGAGAUCUUCAAGAAGGUUGAUAUCAUUGUAACCCCAACGACUGGUAUGACAGCACCGAUGAUACCUCCAAGUUCUCUCAGCUCUGGGGAGACAAAUUUACAUGUUUCAGGUUACCUCAUGCGAUUUGUAAUAGCAGCAAAUCUUCUUGGACUUCCUGCAAUUUCUGUCCCUGUUGGCCACGAUAAACAAGGUCUUCCAGUAGGCUUGCAACUGAUAGGCCGUCCCUGGGGUGAAGCUUCCAUCCUGCGUUUGGCUUCUGCAGUGGAGGAACUCUGUGAGAAAUCCAGGAAGAAGCCUGCAAUAUUUUAUGAUAUUCUGAAGAAGUAGAUUGUUCUUCUGCAACAUAUUACUUCUUGUCUUGGGUGUAUCUGUUAGUUCUAGUUCAAUGUGGAACAUGUGGUUUAUCCAGAUGAGUCAGUCCUCCGUCAUGCUUUAAAAACAUUGGCUUGUCUGAACAAGUUCUGGAAUCCAUUAGAAUAACAAUGGCUGGAGUUACGAGGAGGAAUAGAAAAAACAAAUAAGCCUGCAAAUUAAUGGUGUUUUCUCCCUUUUAACUUGGGAUGGUCAAGCUGAACUGAAACCUGAUUGUAAGGUGAUCCCUGUUGAAUGAUACUUCCGUAGUUCCAUAGUGUAUCUGGUACGACAAACUGAUGCAAGUGAAGCACAUGGGCUUUCUGAUA
Molecule: messenger RNA, 2355 nt
Organism: Nelumbo nucifera (sacred lotus)
Lineage: Eukaryota; Viridiplantae; Streptophyta; Magnoliopsida; Proteales; Nelumbonaceae
Gene: FAAH
Product: fatty acid amide hydrolase
Biological process (GO): N-acylethanolamine metabolic process
Cellular component (GO): membrane
Molecular function (GO): N-(long-chain-acyl)ethanolamine deacylase activity
Source: RefSeq, a predicted model, not a curated record